This is a messenger RNA of Leptopilina heterotoma, 2484 nucleotides long. RefSeq names its product homeotic protein proboscipedia-like. Gene Ontology annotation, molecular function: DNA-binding transcription factor activity, RNA polymerase II-specific; RNA polymerase II cis-regulatory region sequence-specific DNA binding. The transcript is spliced from 2 exons. NCBI's taxonomy places the organism in Eukaryota, Metazoa, Arthropoda, Insecta, Hymenoptera, Figitidae. Gene Ontology annotation, biological process: anterior/posterior pattern specification; negative regulation of transcription by RNA polymerase II. The record is from RefSeq and is a predicted model, not a curated record. The coding region runs from base 495 to 2345 and encodes 616 amino acids. Gene Ontology annotation, cellular component: nucleus.
AUUUCAUUGUACUUCGUCUCCGUGUUUGCCCGAGGCUCUUACUCACUUCCAGAACCGAUCUGGCGUGCGACUGGACAUCAUCCCUAGUUUUGCACUCCUCAAUAUUCUUUCUCUUGCAAUUUAAUAAUUUUCUCUUUCGCAAAGUUCAUCAUAUCAUCAUUUAACGAAAUCAGUAAAAAAAAUAACCACUAACAACAUAAAUCAGUAAAAAAUAACCCCUAACAACAUAAAUCAGUAAAUCAAUAAAUACCAAAGAAAGAACGAAAAUUUACAAAAAGUUAUGAACAAAAUAAGUUUUGUAUAAAAGUGGCCCAUUCAAAAGUGAACCAGUUAAGAAUGUGUUUGUGAAAGAAUGCUUGUUUAUCCAGUGAUAGUUAUUAUUUGAGUGUCCUAUAUUCAACUGUGUCAUAUGUACUCAAGUGUCUUUUUUCUUAUACUCGAAAAAAUUUGUGGUAAAAAUAAAACAUUAAAUUAGAGUGGAACCUACAAAAAAAAUGACUAGUUCAACAUACUACAGUUCUGUAACAAACAGUGAGAGUUAUUGGCCGUAUCAGUUCAGUGAUUAUAGAGCUUAUGAUCCAGGAUUUUUCUAUCAAAACUAUCAUCAUCAUCAUUAUAAUCAAACUCAACAAAAUCAACAAAUCUCCUCGCCAUAUACAAUGAGACCCUCGCCGGAAAAUUCUCCACCUUCCAGUUUACUUGAGACCCUAUUGAGACAUGGAAAAGAAGCUGUUUCACAAAGUUACAAUACAAAAUCACUACCGUCAAGAGAUCAAGUUUCGAGGUCACAAAUUGUUUGUCAAACGUCACCGUACACUCCAUCUUCCAGUUCAGACAGAACAUCGCCUCAAGUUUGUUCGGCUAAUGAUACAUCUUCACAGGAUCAGUAUCAAAAUUAUCAGCCGACUUAUCAGGAUUAUCAGAAUCGAGGGGGCGCGGAAAAUUCACCAUUUGACAGUACGGCAUCUAAUGGAUAUGGUUAUGGGAAUAAUAAUGAUGAUGGAAAAAUGAGUCCUGGAAUUAGUGAUUAUGGUGAUGAUUCUAGAGCCGAGUAUCAGUGGAUGAAGUCUAAUGGUGCUAAUGCAGAGUUGACAGUAUCCGGACACAAGAGAACAAGGCAGACCUACACGAGAUAUCAAACACUUGAAUUGGAAAAGGAAUUUUACUCCAAUCGUUACUUGACGAGACGAAGAAGAGUUGAAAUUGCCCAAACACUUUGUCUAUCGGAGAGGCAGAUAAAAAUUUGGUUUCAAAAUCGAAGAAUGAAGGCGAAAAAGGAUGGAAAAUUGGGAUGCGCAACUGGAGAAUCGACUGGCGAUGAAAUAUGUCAAUCGGAGAAUAAUUUAUCAUUGACGCCAAAUUCAAUUUCGUCAUUACACUCGACGGGAAUUCCGCCAUUGCAUCAGAAUGAUAUUCCAUCAUUGCAUGCAGCUGGUGUGGGAACUUUGAAUUUGCUUCAAAAUUCGAUGCGAGAUGGAGGACAUGGUGUUGUAUCAUCAUCAUCAUUGCAGGAGAAUGCUGCUAUGUUGCAGAAUAGUUUGAGGAAUAUUCCAAUGGGUGAUGAAUCAUUGGGACGUGGUAUCAAUGGUGGAAAGUGUGAGACGAUUAAUCAGCAGAUUGGAGGUGUAGUGCAUAAUGGAGGAUCUUUGAUGCAGAAUGGUGCUACUUUGCAUAAAGGUGGUUUGCAAGAAGGAGGUUUGCAACAAGGAGGUUUGCAAGAAAGAAGUUUGCAACAAGGAUUGCAUCAAGAUAGUUUGCAUCAAGAGAGUUUGCAUCAAAGUAGUUUGCAUCCAAGUAGAUUGCAGCAAAGUUUGCAGCAGGAUUUACAACAAGGUUUGCGACAAAGUUUGCAGCAGGAUUUACAACAAAGUUUGCGACAAAGUUUGCAGCAUGAUUUACAACAAGAUUUGCGACAAAGUUUGCAACACGAUUUACAACAAGGUUUGCGACAAAGUUUGCAGCAAGGUUUUCAUCAUGCUCCAUUACAUCAGAACAAGAUGGCUUCGUUACACAACAAUGGUAUCGAAUCACUGCAGCAGAAUUGUGGAAAUUUGAUGCAACGACUUGGGGGACAUCCGAUUCAUAGUGCAUAUUUGAAUUAUCAUCAUCAGCAGCAGCAGGAGCAACAACAGCAGCAAGAACAACAGAAAAUAAAGCAUCAACAACAGCAUCAACAACAACAACAACAACAACAACAGCAUCAUCAACAACAACAGCAUCAUCAUCAUCAUAAUCAUCAUCAGCAGCAUCAUCAACAGCAUCAGAAUUACAUGGGUCAGGAUUACGGACAACAGCAUCAGGUUUAUGGUCAGCCAUCGAAGUUGGAACUUCAUAUUGGCUCGUGAAGCAAGAAUGCGAAGCGGUCUCAGCAUCAAGCAGCUGACCCUGCAACAGCCAUGAUUUAUGGCUAAACGAGCUAAACAGUCGGGAGAGAGAAAGAGAGAGCAUCCCACGCCAGGUAUUUGAAACUCCGUUCACGCUGCA